Drosophila biarmipes is the source of this 1555-nucleotide messenger RNA. RefSeq names its product hexokinase type 2. NCBI's taxonomy places the organism in Eukaryota, Metazoa, Arthropoda, Insecta, Diptera, Drosophilidae. Gene Ontology annotation, cellular component: cytosol; mitochondrion. Gene Ontology annotation, molecular function: glucokinase activity; fructokinase activity; mannokinase activity. Gene Ontology annotation, biological process: intracellular glucose homeostasis; glycolytic process; glucose 6-phosphate metabolic process. The transcript has a single exon. The record is from RefSeq and is a predicted model, not a curated record. The coding region runs from base 141 to 1505 and encodes 454 amino acids.
GCCUGGCGCACUGCAUCUCGUCGCCCGAGUCUUAUCAGCCAUCUAGCUCAGUUCCAAAUCGCCGUGGGCUGGCCAGGCGCCUGGUUAGUCGUUACUCAUCGUUCGAAGCGGUUACAACUAAGACAGAUUAGCCAAGCAAAAUGCUGGACGCGGAGGUGCGAGAACUUAUGCAACCCUUUGUGCUGAGUGAUUACCAGGUGCAGGAGGUGUACAGUCGCUUCUGCCUGGAAGUGGCCCGUGGUCUCAAGCGAUCUACGCAUCCGCAGGCAAAUGUGAAGUGCUUUCCCACGUACGUGCAGGACCUGCCAACGGGCGACGAGAUGGGCAAGUACCUGGCCCUGGAUCUCGGCGGCACCAACUUCCGGGUGCUGCUCGUCUCGCUGAAAGGUCACCACGACGCCACAGUGGAUUCUCAGAUCUACGCCGUGCCCAAAGACCUGAUGGUGGGUCCAGGCGUGGAGCUAUUCGAUCACAUCGCCGGCUGCCUGGCCAAAUUUGUGGAGAAACACGACAUGAAGACCGCAUAUCUGCCCCUGGGAUUCACCUUCUCCUUUCCUUGCGUUCAGUUGGGCCUCAAGGAGGGCAUCCUAGUGCGCUGGACCAAGGGCUUUGAUUGUCCUGGCGUGGAGGGGGAGGAUGUGGGCCGCAUGCUGCAUGAGGCCAUUCAACGACGGGGAGACGCAGAUAUUGCCGUGGUGGCCAUACUUAACGAUACCACAGGAACCCUGAUGUCCUGCGCUCAUCGCAACGCCGACUGCCGUGUGGGUGUCAUUGUGGGCACUGGCUGCAAUGCCUGCUAUGUGGAGGAUGUGGAGAACGUAGAUCUCCUUCAUGCGGAUUUUAAGAAGACGAAGCGGCAAGUUAUUGUGAAUGCCGAGUGGGGUGCCUUUGGGGAGGGCGGGCAGUUGGACUUCGUGCGCACCGAAUACGAUCGCGAGGUAGACGAGAAGUCAAUCAACCGGGCGGAGCAGCUCUUCGAGAAGAUGACGGCAGGCAUGUACCUGGGCAACCUGGUGCGCCUCGUCCUGCUGCGCGCUCUCGAGCGAAAGCUGAUCUUCAAGCAGAGCAGCCGUCGGCCAGAGUUUGCCAGCGUUCUGCAGAGGAACGAGGAGAUUUUUGAGACGCGCUACAUCUCUGAGAUUGAGGACGACUCGUUCCCUGAGUUUGCCAGCACCAGGAAAAUAGUAAAGCAGCUCUUUGGCCUGGAGAAGGCCUCGGUGGAGGACUGCCAGACGCUGAGGUACAUCUGCGAGUGCGUGGCCAAGCGGGCGGCCACUUUGGUGGCCAUCGGAGUGAGUGGUCUGGUCAACAGAACCUCCAACCGCCGCGUGAUAGUCGGCAUGGAUGGCUCUGUGUACAGAUACCACCCUAAGUUCGAUGCCUAUAUGAGGCAAACCCUCCAAAAGCUGGUAAAGGCGGACAAGGACUGGGACAUCAUGCUGUCGGAGGACGGAUCAGGCCGUGGAGCUGCGCUGGUGGCCGCGGUGGCCAGCAAAUCGAAGUAGGCACUCACUACUGUUGUAGCACUAAUAAUAAAGAAACUAUUGACUCACAA